Molecule: messenger RNA, 1519 nt
Organism: Impatiens glandulifera
Lineage: Eukaryota; Viridiplantae; Streptophyta; Magnoliopsida; Ericales; Balsaminaceae
Product: G2/mitotic-specific cyclin-2-like
Exons: 9
Coding region: 110-1354 (414 amino acids)
Biological process (GO): mitotic cell cycle phase transition; regulation of cyclin-dependent protein serine/threonine kinase activity
Cellular component (GO): nucleus; cyclin-dependent protein kinase holoenzyme complex; centrosome
Molecular function (GO): cyclin-dependent protein serine/threonine kinase regulator activity
Source: RefSeq, a predicted model, not a curated record
CGUCUUCCGACAAAUACCCACAAUUGUCGUGCUUUCUCUCUCUCUCUCUCUUUCUCGUUCUAGCUCAGUGAAGAAGAAGGAGAGUGAGAGAUCGUCUUCCUCAAAGGAAAUGGAUUUGUCUGGCGAGAACAAUAUUCCUACUAACCCAAAAGUGAGAAAAUUUGGAGUUGAGAUCAGACCGAACCCAAAUGCUCGAAGAGUUGUUAGUUCGAUUAACAAGAAUCUAGUGUCUCUUCAUCCUUAUCCUCGGGUUGUUAACAAAAGAGCUAUUCCAAGUGGUGAUAGUUUGAAGAAUGAAGUAAUUCACAGACCAAUCACAAGGAAAUACGCAGCUCAAAUUGCGACCGCCAAUCAACCAAAGAAACAACCAGAUUCAUCAUCAUCAUUUACUGUAUGGGAAGAUAUUCCAUUCCCAAGCAAUGAUGAACAACAGCAUGUUCCAAUGUCCUUGGAGUUGGAAGAACAACCAGAAGCAACAAUGGCGGAUGAGAAAGACAACAACAUGGAGAUCGAAAUGGAAGACAUAUUCGACGAAACAAUCUUGGACAUUGACGGUCCUGAUGCCAAGAACCCUCUUGCUGUCUCUGAAUAUGUUACCGAUCUUUAUUCUCACUACAAAAGAAUUGAGAAAACAGUUUCAUCAGAUUACUUAUCAAUUCAAUCGGAUAUCAGUGAGAAUAUGAGAUCUAUUCUAAUUGACUGGCUGAUUGAGGUACAUCACAAGUUUGAUUUGAGGGAAGAGACACUGUUUCUGAUCAUUAAUGUUAUUGAUAGAUUCUUGUCUAAAGAAUCUGUAAUGAAGAAGAAUCUUCAAUUAGUCGGUUUGGUUGCUAUGCUUUUAGCUUGCAAAUAUGAGGAAGUUUCUAUUCCUGUUGUGGAUGAUCUUAUUUUCAUCUCAGACAAGGCUUAUACAAGAAAAGAUAUUCUUCAAAUGGAGAAAUUGAUGCUUAAUAAAUUACAGUUCAAUAUGUCAGUUCCAACAGCAUAUGUAUUCAUUAAAAGGUUUCUCAAAGCUGCUGAAUCAGACAAGAAGUUGGAGUUCAUGUCAUUAUACUUGACCGAACUGAGUCUGGUGAAUUACAAAAUGCUGAAAUUUUCUCCAUCUUUCUUGGCGGCGGCGGCGAUUUAUACUGCUCAGUGCACCUUGUACGGGGUUAAGCAAUGGAACAAGACUUGUGAAUGGUAUUCAAGUUAUUCAGAGGAUCAGCUUCUAGAAUGUUCGAAAUUGAUAGUGGGUUUUCAUCAAAAUGCAUCAACUGGAAAAUUAACAGGGGUGUAUAGGAAGUAUUCAAUGUCCAGAUUUGGAUAUGCAGCAAAAUCUGAACCUGCUCUGUUCUUGCUAAUGGAUGAAUAAUGAUAUUAUUAUUAUUAUUAACUUACCAAGGAAGAAGAGAGAGAGAGAGAUUUACUUAAUUGCUAGCAACAAAUUGUUGUCUGCGUGUAGGUUAAUUCUUGAAUCAAUCUGAAUAUAAUAAAAAAAAUUUGAUGUAUUUGAAUUGUUAUUUGGCUCAAUUUCAUU